Messenger RNA from Aphanomyces astaci, 2658 nucleotides. RefSeq lists its product as hypothetical. Gene Ontology annotation, molecular function: actin filament binding; microfilament motor activity; ATP binding. Gene Ontology annotation, biological process: actin filament organization; vesicle transport along actin filament. The record is from RefSeq and is a predicted model, not a curated record. NCBI's taxonomy places the organism in Eukaryota, Oomycota, Saprolegniomycetes, Saprolegniales, Verrucalvaceae. The coding region runs from base 25 to 2658 and encodes 877 amino acids. The transcript has 4 exons. Gene Ontology annotation, cellular component: cytoplasm; actin cytoskeleton; vesicle.
CUCGUGUGUUGUCAGCACUGUGCGAUGGAGGUUGGCGUCGGCAUCUGGGUCAAGAGCAAGGACGAGUGGAUCCAAGCUUCGAUCCGCCAUGUGAAGAAGGACGAUGCCGGCGACGGGGCGCAUGUCGACAUCACCUACGAGUAUGCGCGCGGUGGCGUCGAAUCCCGCCAAGUCGAUGUCGCCAAAGUUGAAGAUGGCACAGACGACACGGUCAAGCUCGCCAACAGUGCCGACAUGGACUUGGUGGACGACUUGAUUCGCCUGCCCAACUUGCACGAACCUGGCAUCUGCCACACCCUGAACGAACGAUUCAAGCAAAACGAAAUCUACACCCUCACGGGCGAGAUUCUCUUGGCCGUGAAUCCGUUCCAAGAUCUCGGCAUCUACAGCGACAAGUUGAUUCGCACGUACAUCCGUCAUGGCAUGCUCCAAGCGUUGGGGGACGAGGAAUCGACGGUGCCGCCGCAUGUAUUUGGGGUCGCGGACACCGCCUUCCGAUCGCUCACGGCACCGCUCACGGGCCGACCGCAGAACCAGAGCAUCCUCGUGAGCGGCGAGUCUGGCGCAGGCAAGACCGAGACCACCAAGUUCAUCAUGAAGUACCUCGCGGCCGUGUCCCAAAGCCAAAGCAUGUGCAAUAUCAACAUCAACCAGAGCGACGUCAUGUCCCAGGUGCUGUCGUCAUCUCCGAUCUUGGAAGCAUUUGGGAACGCGCGGACGAUCCGCAAUGACAACUCGAGUCGGUUCGGCAAGUUCAUCCAGAUGCAGUUCAGUAGCCAUCGGGGGCUGCUUAUCGGCGCCGGCAUCCAGACAUAUCUCCUUGAAACAGUUCGAGUGACCAGCCAAGCCCCAAAGGAGCGCAACUACCACGUAUUCUACGAACUCUUGGCGGGGCUGGAUGACGAUCGGAAAACAAAAUGGGGCUUAACGUACCCCCCCGCGUACUUUUACUACCUCAACCAAAGCGACUGCGUCGUGCGCAAGGACGGCGUGAGCGAUAAGGACCAAUUUGAAUGCCUACGCGAAGCAUUCGACACGAUGCAGUUUGACGACCAAGACCAGCACAACGUCUUGUACACGCUGGCAAACGUCCUCCAUGUUGGCAACCUCAGAUUCCACGCCCCCCCCCACAACGUACACCAUGAAGAGGGGUCCAUGCUGGCGUCGAGUGACCCGACGAGCGCCGCCGCGGAGCUCCAUGUAACCGCCUUCUUUGGCGUGGACCGGCAUGCGCUCGAGGUGGCCCUCACCACGCGGAAAAUCCAAGCGCGGGAUGAAUGGUAUACGCUGGGUCUUCUUCCCGAAGUAGCAGAGCAACACCGAGAUGCGCUGGCAAGGUACGUAUAUGGGAAGCUAUUUGAGUACCUCGUGGGUCGCAUCAACAGUACGAUCGACCACGACGGCGACGGCGACCUCGCGGGGUUUAUUGGCGUGCUCGACAUCUUUGGGUUCGAAGACCUGUCAACCAACUCGUUUGAGCAGCUGUGUAUCAACUAUGCGAAUGAAACCCUGCAGCAUCACUUCAAUGCAACUGUGCUUCGCCAAGAGCAAGUCACAUAUGAACGGGAGCGCAUUCAGUGGAGCUUUAUCAACUUCCCCGAUAACCAGCCGUGCCUGGACUUGCUCGAGAAGAAACCCAUGGGGUUGUUCCACAUGCUAGACGAAGAAUGCAUCGUGCCCCAAGGCAGCGACGAAAACUUUGCCCGAAAAGCCACCAAACGGCACACCACCAAGACCCUAGAUCUGGCGUGUCCGUCGAGCUUCUUUCGGGCGAGCCAUGCCGAUCGCGCCAACCACAUGUUUGCCAUCCACCACUACGCAGGAUGGGUCUCGUAUCACACAUUCGGCUUCUGUGAUAAGAACAAGGAUACGCUGCAUGCGGAAAUCGCCGCCUUGGUGCGCCACUCAUCUUUUGGGUUUCUGCGAACUAUAAGCAGCAGCAAAGCCGAUUCGCCCAGCGCGGCUAGGUCGACGCGGGGCGGCAUCUUGAAGCCAUCGCCGUCGUCGAUGGCCAUCUCGAAAGCAUCCGCCAGCGUCGGCAGCACGUUCCGACGGCAGCUCAAACAGCUCAUGGACACGGUCCAGCACACCCAGUGCGCAUACGUGCGAUGUCUGAAACCGAACGAUAAGAAUAAACCCACUGUGUUUGACUUCCGCCGCAUCUGCGACCAGCUCGAGGCCGGCGGCGUCCUCGAAGCAGUGCGCGUCAACCGCGCGGGGUUCCCCGUCCGGAUCACCCACGCCCAGUUUGUCAAGCGAUAUCGACCGCUCACCCCGGGGGGGAUGCUCAAGCACAUUCCGGACACGUGCGGAGAUGAACUGGCGUCGACGCCCCCCGAACGCCGAGCCGCCGCCGCGACCCUCGCCGCGCUGUUGGUGCAGACGCUCCGGCUGGAUGGCCACGACGGUGAUCCGUCCGCGGGACUUCCGCAUGCCAAACCAUCGAGCACAGCGUCGUCUUCGUCAUCGUCUCUGCAAGUGGGCGAGACCAAGGUAUUUUUCCGACGAACGGCGAUUCAGUAUGUGGAAGCGCAGCUGGCGAAACGAUAUGGCGAGUUUGUCGUGCUGAUUCAAAGCCUGUGGCGCCGAUGUCUAGCCCAACGGCAGCACCGCCGCGCCUUGGCCGCCAUCUUGUGUAUGCAAACGUCGGGUCUGUGA